Molecule: messenger RNA, 3403 nt
Organism: Rhea pennata
Lineage: Eukaryota; Metazoa; Chordata; Aves; Rheiformes; Rheidae
Gene: MEAK7
Product: MTOR associated protein, eak-7 homolog
Exons: 8
Coding region: 150-1553 (467 amino acids)
Biological process (GO): TOR signaling
Source: RefSeq, a predicted model, not a curated record
UUGUAGCAUGAAGCAGGGCAGCGCUUCUGUGACAGCCGGCGGCUUUGCGGGGAGAUGGGGCGGACGCCGCUCGCCCGCGCUGCCUUUUCCUCCCGUUCCCCUCGCUCUUGCCGCGAAACCUUUCCAGGUUUUCAUUACCUUUUUGAAAGAUGGGAAAUGCAGAAAGCAACACCUAUCAGAAUCACCUGUCCAGAUUUCUUCCUGAAGAGCAGACUGACAUCGAUGGAUUGUUUGAUACUUUAUCAAGUGGUGCAGCAGGAGCAAAAAGUGGAAAAGCUAUGAAAAAAAUCAUGACUCUGGCAGCACUACAGGCCUAUAUGCGGGAACCAUUACCAGAGCAAAUGACUGUUCGGUUGUACAAUGGAAUGAAAAGUAUUGACCUGAGUGGGAAGUCAUCUGGACCAAGCGAACAGAUUGCUAAGGAGCAAUUUGUAAUUUUUAUGUCAAACCUCUUAAAAGGGAAUGCAGAUGAGAAGAUUACCAUAAUAAUGAGAAUGAUCUCCAAGACAGAAGGGUCUGUGAAGGGCAAACAAAUCCAAGAGUUCACAGAGGAUCUGAUCAUGUCUCUAGUCCAUGUACUGAAUUACAGGAAGGAACUGAAAGGUUGGAAUUUGGAGAACACUAGAGAUUCUGCAAGUGGCGCAAAGGUUUUGGCUUCUCAGCUGCUGUCAGAAUUGAAGCUUGCAGAUGGGAAGAAACCUGUAGGUCCUCAGCUGAUGGAGACCACUUUUGAUCAAAGCGUCAUUGAGGACUGGGUGUAUCGAGUUCCACACAUCUCAACUUUCCUCAGUGUUGUUAUCAGACAAGGCUUCCAUGUCCUGCAUUCUCUCUCAGACCAAGCCAAAGACAUAGUCAACUUGGUUCCAGGCUGCAAAGGCAUCAAAGGAAGAGGACUUAUCAGUCUCUUUGACAUCCCAUCCAUCAUAUACAUCAACUCCCAUCUGCCUGUAGAGCUACAGCACAAGUGGCAACUUUUAUUUUCUUCUAGAGUUCACGGGGAAAGCUUUUCACAGUUAUGUGGGCAUAUUGUGAACAAAGGUCCCUGCGUAGUGAUCCUAAAGGACUUAGAUGGUUAUAUCUUCGGUGGAUUUGCAUCUCAUUCCUGGGAGGUGAAGCCACAGUUUCAAGGUGAUGACAGAUGCUUUCUCUUUUCUGUUUUUCCCUCUCUUGCUGUGUACAUAUGCACUGGAUACAACAACCACUACAUGUAUUUGAACCAUGGCCAACAAACAAUGCCAAAUGGACUUGGUAUGGGCGGACAACAUGAUUACUUCGGACUCUGGAUAGACAGCGACUAUGGGAAAGGACAUAGUAAAGCAAAACCUCGAUGCACCACCUACAACAGUCCCCAGCUGUCAGCCAAAGAGAAUUUUACACUGGAUGCUAUGGAAGUUUGGGCAGUGGGAGACCUCCCAGAAAGUGCAGUGAUAAAAGGUAAGAAGAGUAUCCUAGAUGUAGAUCCCGAGGCUCAGGCGUUAUUAGAAAUGGCCGGAAAAAGUCGGCAGAGUGAUGGUUUACGAGAACCCAUUGAAGAGGAUGAUGAUGGUAACUAAAGAAAUCAGUAUCCUGAAAAACUUUUUUUUUUUUUUUUUUUUACUCCUGAAUGUUAACGUUCCUUGAACAGGACAUUUUUCCUUGUAUUUUUUCACGUUUAUAUAGAUAUAUGGAACUAAGCUUAAGUCUAGGACUUACAUAAUAUUUAGAUCCAAGAAAAUAUCCUAUUCAAAGCAUUUUUGUUUGGAGAGGGUAGAAAAAUUAACUAGGUAAUUAAUCAUUAGACAUCUGUAAGUUCUAGCUGAAAAUGAAUUUGCUAGCAUUCCUAAUAGAUCCUGUCUUCAUACACAAUUAAAAACAAGGAACAAGUUAUUGACAAAACUGCUUGUUGACCUAGAAUUUGAUACCUAUUUAUAUAAAGAAUGGUCAAGACAUCGAUUAAGCUUCUCAUACCUCAGCUGAAAGUAUUUACUUGCACGUGAUGGAAUUUGUCAGUGAAGCUUGCAAAUUGUUAGUAUGUCAUACUUCUGUACGUAUAGAACAGUCCAAAUGAUUCCAUAUAAAAGAUGCUACUAAUUUGCAAUGCUCUAGUUAAAGCUGUACCUUUCAGAUUUUCUAAGUCUGAUUUCAAUAAGGUGAUACCAUAUGGGCUGUGAAAAGUACAGAAUGUUAAAUAUACAGCAUCCACUUCUAUAAUAACACACUAUACUUCCAUGAAUUUCACUUAAUAUUAUUCUGCAGAAAUCAGCCUAUUUCCUUUCAAACAAGACAAGAGCUCUCAGAGUCAUUCAGUCAUAUUUAUCUUAAGAACAGGCUAACCCUGUGAUCCUUGAACAAACAUACUCCAGCAGAAAUUCCUAGGCAAGAUAACCUUCUUUAGUAGUCUAAUUUGAGAUUGGAGUAAAAAAAUUAGGCUGUAAAAAGGAAUAGGUAGGAAACAUGUAGUUAGUUGGGAAUAAUAGCUGCAGAUAAUUUGAAAACAAUUUGGUUGCAUCUUUAACUUGUUUAAAGAACAUUGCUGCACACCUUAUUGCCAGAGAAUUAAUGAUCACUGUAUUAUUGAUUACUGUAUUCUGAAAAAAAGAAAAGGCUGAAGUCUGAAAAUUAACGAAUGGGUUGGGGUUUUUGUCCCUGUUCCAUUGUUGGCUGUUUACCAGUCAAGGUCAAGUUGUGUAAAAUCUCUUAUACUCAGGACUUUUUCUACUGGAACCCAUUCACAUCUAUCACUAAUUAUUGGUUUGAUAUUUCUAAUUCUCUGUGUGAUUAACUUGUCAAAAAACCUCUCAUGUCUGCCAGGGAUUGACAUUUCUAACUUAACAGAUUUGUUUGGACAAAAAGCAGUGUUUAUGCAUGUUGUUAGUACGUAUGAGUGUCAGUCUUUCUCCUCCUAAGGAAAAGAACUGUAUCAAAACCUUUUUGCACUAGAGUGAAUUUGUCAUAGAAAAGGUCUAAAUUUCCAUGAAGCUUAGUGCAAAAAAUGUACUGGAACAGUAUAUACAAUUAUUGUGGUUCCUGAUCUUGGGGCUUUCAUUACGAACGCUAUUCUACAGCACUUUAUUGUAUGUACCCCUCCCUCCUCCCCCCCCCCCCCCCCCGGUGCUUUUUCAUAGGGAGCUGGAUUUGAACAUUUUAAAUAAUUUGCAUUUGUGCCUUGAUUUAGACCCCACUUACUUUUUUUACAAAAUGAAUUUACCCUUGAAAGGCAAUCAUGAAGAAAACACUACAGCUAUAGGCCCUAGAAAUCAAUGAUGCAUUUUGUAUAUUAUCUGAGCCUAAGAACAGUGUAUGCUGUGAAAGGCCCGAGCCAAUUUCCUUGUAUGUUGUGUCUAUUUAAAUAAACCAGAUAGCCUCCAAAGUUUGUAACACAUAAGAAAAUGUAAGCAAUAAAACAAUCCUUAAUUAAAACUGA